AGAUUUCCGUCUUCGUCACCGUAGCCUCCCUGUUUAGCUAAAAUGGCUCCGAAACCGAAGCCCACGGAUAAAGCAGCAGGCGGCAAGUCUGGCGACAAAAAGCCGACAGAGAAAAAAACUGAAAAGAAGCCAGCAACUACAGCUUCCACUUCCUCGGCGAAGGUUACUAAACCCGCGGCAAAGAAACCAGUGGCAGCCAAACCUGCGGCAGCAAAGGCUGCAGCAGGGAAACCUGCCAAGUCUACCACAACCAAACCUGCGGCGAAACCUGCUGGCAAGCCUGCAGCCAAGCCUGCAAUUAGCAAAUCUAAGAAGCCUGCACAAUCCGCGAAGAAAACACCCAAGGGAGGAAAAGCACCUGCAGUUCCCGUGCAAAAAGCUUUGAAAGUACAAAAGAAGAUUCUUAAAGGUGUCCAUGGAUCGCGAGUCAGGAAAAUUAGGACGUCGGUCCACUUUCACCGACCAAAAACGUUCAGACCGCCAAGGAAUCCUAAAUAUCCCAGGAAAAGUGUGCCUAGCAGGAAUCGUAUGGAUGCAUUCAAUAUCAUCAAGUAUCCACUAACGACCGAAGCAGCGAUGAAGAAGAUUGAAGACAAUAACACACUAGUCUUUAUUGUGCACACGCGGGCCAACAAGUAUCAUAUUAAGGCGUCUGUGAAGAAGUUGUACGACAUUGAUGUCGCUAAAGUGAAUACGCUGAUCAGGCCGGAUGGCAAAAAGAAGGCUUACGUUCGUUUAGCGAGAGACUAUGACGCUCUUGAUGUCGCGAACAAGAUUGGUAUAAUAUAAAUUUUUCUAUUCCUGUAAAAAAAUACAUCCGGUAAUAAACAUCAUCACAGGAUUA
Molecule: messenger RNA, 844 nt
Organism: Belonocnema kinseyi
Lineage: Eukaryota; Metazoa; Arthropoda; Insecta; Hymenoptera; Cynipidae
Gene: RpL23A
Product: 60S ribosomal protein L23a-like
Exons: 4
Coding region: 43-789 (248 amino acids)
Biological process (GO): translation; ribosomal large subunit assembly
Cellular component (GO): cytosolic large ribosomal subunit; ribosome
Molecular function (GO): structural constituent of ribosome; rRNA binding
Source: RefSeq, a predicted model, not a curated record